Helianthus annuus (common sunflower) is the source of this 999-nucleotide messenger RNA. RefSeq lists its product as uncharacterized. Lineage: Eukaryota; Viridiplantae; Streptophyta; Magnoliopsida; Asterales; Asteraceae. The record is from RefSeq and is a predicted model, not a curated record. The transcript has 3 exons. The coding region runs from base 1 to 999 and encodes 332 amino acids.
AUGGACAACUCUUUUACGGGUUACCAACAAAUGCUCAACGCUUUCAACCAACGAAACCAAUACCCGUUCAACCCAAUGCAAAUGCAAAAACUCAACAUGCCGUUCAACCCAUAUCAAAUGCAACAACUAAUGCAAAACCCGCUAAAUAUGCCAUAUCAACCACCGCCACAAGCAUAUCCAACACAAAUCGAGGAACAAGAUGAUGACGUAGAGGUUGUGCCAGAAACGCAACCUGAACCUUCAAAAAAGAAAAAUACAAAGGGAAAGGGAAAAAAAGAAGACGCAGCCGCCAAACAACAACAAAAUUGGACAAAAAUUGAGGAAGUGGCGUUGGCGAAGGCAUAUAUUAACUAUUCAACGUCUCCUAUAAUCGGUAACAAUCAACAAAGCGAGGGGUUUUGGCAACAAGGCGAGUACAGAACCAUUGAUUCUAUCAGCUCCAAGUGGCGCAAGAUGAAUACGUUGAUCCAACGCUUUUGUGGGUUUUAUAACACAAUGCUCGCCAACAAACCGAGUGGGUGGAACCACGAAAAUGUUUUCAAUGAAGCGUUGCGUUUAUACGAUCAUGAGAACAAAUCUUCUUUCCCACAUGUCCGUGCUUGGCAAGUUGUAAAGGAUCAACCAAAAUGGAAGGGAACUCGAAAUGAGGUUGCAAGCGCGAAACGAGCAACGAAACGGUCUAAAACUUUCGAGUCAGGAAGUUAUAGCGUUGGAGGCUCAACUGGUCGUUGCCAAAUAAAUAUCAACGACGAGCCCGAUUAUGAGGAGGAGCCGAUUAAAGAUGGAGAACGUCCCCUAGGAAGGGACAAAAGUAAAAAGAUAGCGGCUCAAAAAAAGAAACAAGCCCCAUCAGGAAGUGGUGGUGGUUCGAAGUUGGAAGGUAUUAUGGCCGAGUUGAAAGCAUUCAACCAAACUUUUAUCGAGACGCAAACCGAGAAGCCAACUUCUACAUUAUUCAAUCCUAGUCACAAUACUUGUUGCAAUUUGGAUGAGAAGUAA